Telopea speciosissima is the source of this 1595-nucleotide messenger RNA. Its product is annotated as tRNA (cytosine(38)-C(5))-methyltransferase 2. Gene Ontology annotation, molecular function: methyltransferase activity. The record is from RefSeq and is a predicted model, not a curated record. The transcript has 10 exons. The coding region runs from base 105 to 1256 and encodes 383 amino acids. Lineage: Eukaryota; Viridiplantae; Streptophyta; Magnoliopsida; Proteales; Proteaceae.
CAGCAUCUGAAGGCUGAAGCUCCGCCCUAUGUAUAAACGAACCCAAAAUCUUAAGCAGCUCAGACUGAUCGGGAGUCUGCGAGAGUUCCGUUCCUUAAAAAACAAUGGAGGAAGGUUUCUGCAGGAGCAGCGAUGGCCCCUAUAGAGUUCUUGAGUUCUAUAGUGGCAUUGGAGGCAUGAGGUACUCAAUCAUGCGAGCUGGGGUGUCAGCAACCAUGGUCGAAGCAUUUGACAUUAACGACAAAGCAAACGAUGUCUAUGAAUACAAUUUUGGCCAUCGUCCUUAUCAGGGUAAUAUUCAAAGUCUGACGGCUGCUGACCUAGACAGAUAUGAGGCGGAUGUGUGGCUACUCUCUCCUCCAUGCCAACCAUACACGCGGCAAGGGCUUCAGAAGGACUCUGGUGAUGCUCGUGCAUCCUCUUUUCUCAAGAUUCUUGAACUUGUGCCACACAUGUUGCGGCCUCCUCUGAUGUUUUUUGUGGAGAAUGUUGUAGGGUUUGAGAUAUCUGAUACACAUAAGCAGAUGAUUGAGAUUUUGGUGAAAACAGGUUUUGUUGCACAGGAGUUCAUUUUGAAUCCUUUACAAUUUUGUGUGCCAUAUUCUAGACCUCGGUAUUUUUGCCUGGCAAAGAUGAGACCUUUAUCUUUUCAAAAUCCACAUUUCAAUAACCAGCUCCUCUGGAGUCCCAGCCCCUUGUUGGGGUCUGAUGAUGGAUUGAUGGAUGAAAACAUGGUCCAAUCCUGUGAACCAAUAGAAAACUUUCUUGAAAUCAAGCCUUAUAGCAAUCACUCGGAGAGUGCAGAAUCGGACUUGUUUCACACAUCUAGAGUUCCUGAAAUGGUAUGCACAGCACUGGAAACAAAGGUUGAAGAAAAUGGUUCUGGCACUGGUUCAUUGAGCCAAUACAUAGUUCCGUUGGACUUGAUUGAAAGGUGGGGUAGCGCCAUGGAUAUUGUGUAUCCUGAUUCCAAGCGUUGCUGCUGCUUUACAAAAAGCUACUAUAGAUAUGUGAAGGGUACUGGCUCCCUAUUGGCCACUGUCCAACCAAAGAAGAAGGGAAAGUCCACUCCAUUGAAGGAUCAGGGACUCAGAUACUUCACUCCAAGGGAGGUCGCUAAUUUGCAUUCUUUCCCAGAGAAUUUCCAAUUUCCACAGCACAUAGGUCUUAAACAACGAUACGCUUUGUUGGGAAACAGUCUAAGUGUAGCAGUGGUUGCACCCUUACUUCGUUAUCUAUUUGCUGGGCCAUUAUGAUCUUGAUGAUAUCAGCUUGAGGUGACAUCAGUCCUGUGAAUUCAUCAGUAAAUUUUGACCAACACAAAUUGUUGCUUGAUCCCGACUUUCAGUAUAGUGAUCUGCGGACUCCUACACAUUUUGGGUGGGUGCAACUAGAGGACUGGGUGAAGGGUCUCAAAAAAGGUCAGAUUAAAGACAGUACAAACACCAAUGCUGGAUCGUUGCAUCCCUGCCCAUACUGUGUUUCACCCUCAAUGAUUCAAAUGCAAGACUUGCUCCAGUUAAACUGCACGGCGGAUAGCCUUACACACUUACUGGUGAUUGUUGUAUUUUCUAAGUUAUGUGAUGCAAAUUCAA